AGUCUGACUUGAUUUUUUUCUUUCCAAUAUUCAGAACUCAAAAUGGCAAUGAUGCGUUGUAAGCAACUUGAAGUUGAAGGGGACAAACUUGAUAGACUUACCAAUCUUCCCAUCAAUGUGCAACACCGGAUUCAAGAAAGCUUGUCUAUUGAGGAAGCCGCAAGAAUGAGCGUUUUGUCUAGACCCUGGAGACAUGUUUGGGCUUCAAUCCCCAAGCUUGUAUUUUCUCCCCAUUUUUGCCAGAGCAAGCCAUCAGAUACAUUAAUAAACGUCAUUAAUACAAUUCUCUUGCAGCACCAUGGAGCCAUUAAGACAUUCCACCUGAAUAUUUCAUCAAUACCUUCUUCCCAGCACUCAGUUAUCGAUCAAUGGAUGUUUUUGUUGUCAAGAAAUGGCGUCAUGGAUCUCACCCUUCAGAAUCUAGACAAUAAAGCUCCUUAUAGAUUGUCUUACCCUAUGUACGGUGUGGAACUAGAAAGGUUGAGCCUGUCCAACUGCAUUUUCAAGCCGCCAUGCAGCUUUAGGGGUUUCCACAAGCUCAAAAAGCUUUCACUACUCAAAGUUGCCUUGGAAGACGUUGCAACCUCUUUCUUGUGGAUGCCAAACCUUGUGUAUCUGCUGGUUAGGGGGUGUAGUGGUUUUCCUAAUUCGAAAAUAUAUGCUCCAAAACUUUUGCAAAUAUUUUUCCUUAUCUGGCGCACCAAACCCAUUGAGUUGGGUCAUUUCAUGGACUGUCAGAAGCUGAAAACAGUUAUACUUGCAUCAUCAAGAAACAAUAAAGACAAAGUGAUAAACUUGACCUAUCUUCUCAACUGCUGGCCUGACGUUCUUCAUUUUAAUCUGGACAGUUACUACCUCAAGUCUUUUGCUACUGAAUUAGAGAGGCUCCCCACAUGCCUCAAUAGCUUGAGGGCUCUCACUUUAUUUGAGUUCGAUUUUGAUGAUGAUGAUCAAAUAUUUUCUCUUCUAGGAAUGCUUAAAAGUUCUCCCAAUUUGGAGGACCUUCUAUUUCUGUUGAGCUCGAAGAAGAAUGGUGGCGUGGAAGUCAAUGUAAAUCAUUUUGAAGGACCAGCUUGCAGGACACUAGGACUCAACAAGCUACAACAAUUGAAAAUAGAUAACUUCCAUGGUUCAAGAACCGAAAUGCUCUUUGUAAGGUCUAUACUUUCCUCUGCUCCUUUACUCCUGAAGACCAUCAUUAAUGAAGACGCAGACAGUGUUCAUGAAAGCCAACGCUUGAAGAUCUCAAAGGAGUUGAUGGGGUUUCCUCGGGCAUCUCCUAAAUUGGAAAUAAUAUGUGAACAAUCAGAAAUGGACACGGAUGUGCUUUAUUGAGAUGGCUGGAUCCCCCUCUCUAACUCUUUCUUAUCAUCUAGACUCUUGUCUCUAUAAAU
Messenger RNA from Lycium ferocissimum, 1394 nucleotides. RefSeq names its product F-box/FBD/LRR-repeat protein At1g13570-like. The transcript has a single exon. The record is from RefSeq and is a predicted model, not a curated record. NCBI's taxonomy places the organism in Eukaryota, Viridiplantae, Streptophyta, Magnoliopsida, Solanales, Solanaceae. Gene Ontology annotation, molecular function: protein binding. Bases 43 to 1335 code for a protein of 430 amino acids.